Oncorhynchus keta (chum salmon) is the source of this 2349-nucleotide messenger RNA. Its product is annotated as ubiquitin carboxyl-terminal hydrolase isozyme L5. Gene Ontology annotation, biological process: protein deubiquitination; ubiquitin-dependent protein catabolic process. The transcript has 12 exons. Gene Ontology annotation, cellular component: cytoplasm; Ino80 complex. Gene Ontology annotation, molecular function: cysteine-type deubiquitinase activity; proteasome binding. Lineage: Eukaryota; Metazoa; Chordata; Actinopteri; Salmoniformes; Salmonidae. Bases 534 to 1466 code for a protein of 310 amino acids. The record is from RefSeq and is a predicted model, not a curated record.
ACGUGAGUAGAUUUUCUUGCAAACAACGGGCGGACAUCUUUGAUGCGGUAUCCAGAUCUUAUAAAUCUUCGAUUUGCGUGACAUAUUGAUUCAUUUUUUUUAGCUAGGUAGCUAGCUAGCUAAGCUAACUAAUCACUACGAAUAUUAGAUUGCAGUAAAACCACAUGCCCCACAGUCUUUUUUUAAAUCAUAAAAUAGUAAUGUCUGGAAGCGCAGGAGAAUGGUGUCUUAUGGAAAGUGAUCCUGGUGUUUUCACAGAAUUGAUCAAAGGUUUUGAUGGGCAACUUUGAUGGAGGUGGGGGCACAAAAAACGGAACUCGUCAUGAGAGGCCGCAGUGAGAGGCCGCGUAUCCCAUAUCCCCCGUGACAGCUAAGAUGGAUUUCAUUUUUAAAGUUAAUUUCUUGCAAUUCUACACAUUUUGACAUUGGGCGGAGAAGAUUUUGCAAUUUUAUAACUAAUUUAAUGCAAUUUUACUCAUUUUGCUAUAGGGCGGAGGCAAAUGUUUCCAGUUUUUAAUGACAACUGAUGAUCAAUGGGCCCCACCCUGUUCGGUUGUAAAGGAGCUCAAGUGGAAGAAAUAUGGAGUAUGGAACCAGAGAAUUUUGAAAACCUCAAACCAGUUCAUGGGUUGAUCUUCCUGUUCAAGUGGCAACCAGGUGAGGAGCCGGGAGGAUCUAUCGUUCAGGAUUCAAGGCUUGACAACAUCUUCUUUGCCAAGCAGGUGAUAAACAAUGCAUGUGCUACCCAGGCCAUUGUGAGCGUGCUGCUGAACUGUACCCACUCUGACAUGCUGUUGGGAGAGACACUCACAGAGUUCAGAGAGUUUUCACUCAGCUUUGAUGCAGCUAUGAAAGGUCUGGCUCUCAGCAACUCUGAAGUUAUUCGACAAGUUCACAACAGCUUUGCCAGACAGCAGAUGUUUGAGUUUGACGCCAAGUCUUCUGCAAAGGAUGAGGAUGCGUUCCACUUUGUGAGCUACGUCCCUGUCAACGGCAGGCUCUAUGAGCUGGACGGCCUACGUGAAGGACCCAUCGACCUCGGUGUGUGCAACCAGGACGAUUGGAUCAACGCAGUUCGGCCAGUGAUUGAGAAAAGAAUACAUAAGUACAGUGAGGGAGAGAUCCGCUUCAACCUGAUGGCCAUUGUGUCCGACAGGAAGAUGAUUUACGAGAGGAAGAUAGCCGAACUGCAGAUCCAGCUAACAGAGGAAGAGCCAAUGGACACAGACCAGAGCAGCACCCUCCUCAGCUCCCUCCAAUCAGAAAUCGCAAAGUAUCAGCUGCUGAUCGAUGAGGAGAAUCAGAAGCUCCAACGAUACAAGAUCGAAAACAUCCGACGAAAGCACAACUACCUACCCUUCAUCAUGGAACUGCUGAAGACACUGGCUGAAUACCAGCAGUUGAUACCAUUGGUGGAAAAGGCAAAAGAGAAGCAGAGUGCCAAAAAAGUCCAGGAAGCAAAGUGACCCCACAAACACACGCACUUGUCAGUCAUCUUAUUCAUGUGAAAGGCCAUGGACCCUUUCCCCACAAUUGUAUCCUGUGAACCCCCCCUUGCCCCCGCCAGACAUGAGCACAUGUGGUGGGACAGAGAACUGUGUUCACUAUCCCACCCAGGUCUACCCUUCAGCUGUAAUGCAUGCCUGGAAAGAUAUGUUUAAAUGGGCUCGUCUUAUUUUCAUAAUAAAAUGUUUAAUGUUCGAACAUGCUGUAGUUUUAUUGUUGAAUGCAUUUCAUCAUUGUGGCCUACAUGGUCAAGUGUGUCGUUUUUAGUAGUUGUUGGGUAGCCUAGCGGUUAGACCAUUGGGCCAGUAACUGAAAGGUUGCUAGUUUGAAUCCCUGAACUGACUAGGUAAAUCUGUCAAUCUGCCCUUGAGCAAGACACUUAACCCUAAUUGCUCCAGAGUCGCCGUCAAUACUGUCUGAUCCCUGGCCACGACCUAACCAUCGGAGUACACGUUUGAAACAUGACAAAUAUAUGCGCCCCCUAUCUUUAGAUAAACAAGUGCCACUCGGUCUUAAACAGUGGUGUAAAAAUACUAAAGUUGUUUUUUGGGGUAUCUGUACUUCACUUUUAUAUUUUUGACAACUACAUUUCUAAAAAAAACUGUACUUUUUACUCCAUACAUUUUCUCUUGACACCAAAAAGUACUUUUGGGUGUCAUUUUGAAUGCUUAGCAGGAUUGUAAAAUGGUCCAUUUCAUACACUUAUCCAGAGAACAUCCCUGGUCAUCCUUACUGCCUCUGCUCUGGGGGACUCACUAAACACAAAUGCUUUAUUUGUAAAUUAUGUCUGAGUGUUGGAAUGUGACCCUGGCUUUGCGUAAAUUAAAAAAAACAAGAAUUGUG